Molecule: messenger RNA, 903 nt
Organism: Didymosphaeria variabile
Lineage: Eukaryota; Fungi; Ascomycota; Dothideomycetes; Pleosporales; Didymosphaeriaceae
Exons: 2
Coding region: 1-903 (300 amino acids)
Cellular component (GO): intracellular anatomical structure
Molecular function (GO): oxidoreductase activity, acting on NAD(P)H, oxygen as acceptor
Source: RefSeq, a predicted model, not a curated record
AUGCCAGACAACCCCGAAAGCAGAGAUUCGCUCACUACGAGACAGCUGCCAGAGAUGCAGCUGUCAACCGCAGACAACCCUCUUACGGCACCGCGGUUACCACCAGAUGGUUUAACCACGGCACAGAGAGCACAGCACAGGUUCUCGGUCAAGGGAAAUGCCAUUGUUACUGGCGGCGCUGGUACCCUCGCCCUCGAAGCCGCCACUGCCCUCCUUGAACACGGCGUCUCAGGCCUCGCACUCUGGGACCUCAAACCCGACCAAGCCCUUCCCGCCAUCACUGCCCUGCACAAGAAAUUCCCCUCCGUCAAGAUAAUCACCGAAGCCGUCGACGUGCGCGACGACGCGCAAAUCGCCUCCGCCCUCGCAGACACCGUCAAGCUGCUCGGCAGCGUAGACAUCCUUUGCUGCUUCGCCGGCGUGGUCGGCUGCACGCACGCCAUCGACAUGAGCGCCGCUGAAUGGCGGCGGACCCACGAUAUUAAUCUUACAGGGGGUUUUCUUUGCGCGCAGGCUUUUGCGAGACAAGUCAGGGAACAAGGGACGGGUGGGAGUGUAGUCUUCACCGCCUCUAUCUCUGCGCACCACACGAACUAUCCACAGCCGCAGGCCGCGUAUAACUCCUCUAAGACGGCUAUACUGAGCCUAACGAAGAGCCUGGCGGCAGAAUGGAGUGGAUUGGGUAUUAGGGUCAAUUCGUUGAGUCCUGGGUACAUGGAUACGAUAUUAAAUGAGGGCGAUGGAUUGAAGAGAGCAAGGGAUAGUUGGAACAGUAGGAAUCCGUUUGGGAGGAUGGGGCAUCCCUGGGAAUUGACGGGGCCGUUAGUUAUGUUGGUCAGUGAAGCGGGGAGGUAUAUUAAUGGGACCGACAUCAUUGUUGAUGGUGGAGCGAUGGUGUUCUAG